Messenger RNA from Penaeus monodon (black tiger shrimp), 5484 nucleotides. Its product is annotated as orphan steroid hormone receptor 2-like. The record is from RefSeq and is a predicted model, not a curated record. Gene Ontology annotation, molecular function: zinc ion binding; RNA polymerase II cis-regulatory region sequence-specific DNA binding; nuclear receptor activity. Lineage: Eukaryota; Metazoa; Arthropoda; Malacostraca; Decapoda; Penaeidae. Gene Ontology annotation, biological process: cell differentiation; regulation of transcription by RNA polymerase II; anatomical structure development.
GCUAGCAGCUCCCCUUGUCUCUCCCCUCGCCGACGUCCUCCCUGCACCUCCCCACAACCCCCCCAGGAAGCUCCCCCUCGGUUUAGCCCCCCAAGGUACGUGUGAGGUGAGGGCGGCCUGACGGAGGUCGUUGAGAGAGAGGUCAAGGUGGAGGUGAGAGUGUCAGAGUGGGCCCCGCCCGCAAGCAGCCUCCGCCAGAUGACGAUGGAAAGCCCUCACCACCUGAAGGAGAGCCCGCCGCCUUCCCCAGGAGACGAUAGUAAAGGAAGCGACCUCGUGGACAGCACAAGCGCUUUAUCAAAUCCUCUGCUCGUGACGACCGCCGGCGGCCUCAUGGUGACCAACCCGGCUCUCUUCACACACACCAUGCUGAGUGCGGCGCCCACCCUCCUGCUCGGCAACUCCCCCGUCCUGGGCAGCGACUGGAUGGGUCGCCUCAAGGAGCUCCAGGAACGGGGAGGCCUUUCAGGCAGUGACAUAGAAAGUGGAGAUCUUGACAACUCGCGGCAAUACACGUCACGCAAUACAGGCCAGCCCGUCGCCAUGGACCUCUGCGUUGUGUGUGGCGACCGAGCAUCAGGGCGGCACUAUGGUGCAAUCAGCUGUGAAGGUUGCAAAGGCUUCUUCAAGCGGUCAAUUCGCAAACAGCUCGGUUACACCUGCCGCGGGAACAAGACGUGCGAGGUCACUAAGCACCAUCGCAACAGGUGUCAAUACUGCCGGCUGCAAAAAUGUCUGGCGAUGGGCAUGCGCAGCGACUGUAAGAACGAUACUAAGGAUUUGUACAAAACUGUCCAAUCGGAGCGAAAGCCAAACAGCUUCUUGGGUAGCAGUGAUCGCCGGGAAAAAGAAGGAAGCCCGCCCAUAUCAGUUAACCCUCUUGCUGGGCUAGAGUCACCCACAUUAGCUUCCAGCAAGACCCCAGUCGUAGGGAAGGACAUUCCCUCCCAACCCCCAACUAGCCUUGCCGAACUUCACCAACAGAUGGCAAAGGCUUUCGAGGGAGCCUUCAGUAGAGACGCCAAAGAAGCAGAAUGGCAUGAGAGUAGCAAUGGUGAUAUACGGCGAGAUGAUGAUUCUCCAACAGCUAAUGGUGAUGAUGACAGACAAACAAAGGAUAAGCAAGUAACAAAGGCACUAGAAAACUUGUCAAAAUUAAAUGGCUCAGAGAAUGGGGAAUGUGACGAUACCGAAAGUGAUAGUACCUAUGAACUGGAUGGCCCUUUGCUGGCGGACAGCUUAGUGCCAUUCAACUUAACCGCUCCGUCCCCAAUGCCCGCCUACCUCAACGUGCACUACAUCUGCGAAUCAGCAUCUAGAUUGCUUUUCCUAUCUGUCCAUUGGGCUCGCAAUAUCCCAACCUUCCAGUGCCUCAACCAAGAAACGCAGGUGACGUUGGUUCGGGGUUGUUGGUCAGAACUGUUCACAUUGGGCAUGGCACAAUGUAGUAGGAUCAUGUCCCUCAACACCAUUCUCACCGCAAUUGUCUCGCACCUUACACAGGCUGCGGCCAGUGAAAAGCUCACACCUUCCCGGUUUAAACAGGUUUCUGACCACAUAAGUCGUCUCCAAGAUUUUGUAACAGCCAUGACAAAGCUUCAGCCAGAUGAACAUGAAUACGCUUAUCUUAAGACCAUAGUGCUCUUCCAAUACGAAAAUAUCCAGGGAAGCAAGAGGAACCAGAUAGAACGACUACAAGAAAGGGCAGCUCAGGAGCUAAGGCAUCAUGUGGAAGACACAUACCCAGAUACACCCGAGAGAUUCUCCAGACUUCUGCUAAAGUUACCUCCACUCAGAGCACUUCAGCCCCAGGUUAUGGAGGAGCUUUUCUUUGCCGGUCUAAUAGGAAAUGUACAGAUAGAUUCUGUCAUCCCAUACAUAAUGAAGAUGGAAAUGACAGAGUAGUUAAGUGGAGUGACAAUGAUACAAAAUUAUUGGCCAAAGAAAGUGUUACUGUCUUGACGAUAGUGAGUGCUGGGUAACAAUUAUUCAGCAUAACAAAGACAGUGCCGUAGUUUGUAUCUGGUCAGACUCCAGAAGCAUAAACAGAAAAAAACAAAAGACAUUAUCCAAAGUUAUGGUGUGUGUGGACCUCGGGCUUUGGGGCAAAAAAAUGCAGUUUCAUCUGAAAAAAAAAAAAAAAACUGGAAAGUUACAAUAAUGGCCAUGACGGUGAUUGGUUGAGGAUUAUUUUAAAAGUAAAAAUGAAAAAUAAAAGAAGAAACCAGUGACUAUUGUGCUAUGGAUUUGUACUUGAUGGGCUUUUCCUAACGAGAAGGGUUUGAAGGUGGAUACGACAAGUCCACACACAUUUGGCCGUCAUACAGUUCAACUAAUUGUUAAAAUUCUGAGAAAUGUGUGGCUCAUUGUUAUCUAACCAGAGUUCCCUUUCUUGUUUAUCUCCAUUGGAUCAGGGUACUUUCAUAAGCAUUAUCUUAAGUAAUUUUGCAGUUGAUGUGUAGUACAUUUCUCAACACGUACAGCCCAACACUGUAUAAUAACAUAAAGACUGUUUUUCAUUAUCAAUACAGAAAUGUGAUUAUAGGCCAGUUUUUACAAUUGCUCCAGUGUUCAUGGAAGACAAUGACCGCAGUCAAGACAAGCAGCGGCGAGUCACGUCCUUUUUUUCAUCAAAUUCAUUCAUGUUGUACAAUAUGAAUGCAAGCUUUUACCAAAUUUCAUGAUCACACUGGUUUUGACCUCAUUGAAAGAAAAAGAAAUAUUAUAAGUGCUGAUCAUGGAAUAUCGGGGCUUCCAUGAAAUUGGUAGGACCAGCAAUUUAGUAAGAUUUUUGUAUGGUGCAUUUCAUGAUCAAAAGAUUGUGAAAAUACAAAAUCCUUCUGAGAGCUGUUUUAAAAGUUGCUGGUUGAAGUCAUUGUUAAAUAAGUCAAUGGAUGACCUUCAUAACACAGACCUGAAUUGUAAUACUAUAACACAGAAAGAGAUACAUGUAUUAGGUGAUUCGUGCAUAUGUGUGCAUGUGAUUAUCAUAAGUCAAAAUAAACCAGAAAAAUAUAUAAAGGGUCCAGAUAGCCGAUUCUCUCACUCUCAAAAUGGUCAAAAUGUGCUUGUCUUUCCAUUUUAAGGAAUCAACCCAUCAUGUCAAAAAUUAAUAACAAAAAUGCCAUGGCAUGUAAUUUAAGCAGGAUGGGCAAAGGGCAUAAAAAGUACAGUUGCUGGUUUAGAUUACUGGGUAUGUUAAAAAUGAAUUAUUGAUUGCAUCACUCUCCAAUGUUUCGAUCAUAUUUUUCAAACUGGUUCCUGUUUUGAUGUGCUUCAAAGAAAUAGAAUGUGUGUAUCAAUACCAAUAAUUCAUUUUAUGAACAAUCCCAAGAUUUAUUUUCAUAUGUUGAUAAAAGUUGUACUGAACCCACAUAGCAUUCUAUAACCCUAUUGCAUCAAAAGAUCCAACUCACUGAUUUGUACAGUGCAUAUGUUAUUGCAACUGCAAGGUGUAUCUUAUCUCUCUUUAACCAUGUUUUCAGAUAUAAUAAUGAUUUAUUAUUUUAUUGUAAUUUUUUCUGUAUAUAGGGUGGUGCUUCUAUUGAACAGAUUUUGUGUCUAAUUAUUUCUUUUAUCAUGAUUGGUACAUUUUUUGUUUCCGUUUUCAAUAUAGUAUGCAGUACUAUAAGAUUAUGUCAGUAUUAUUUGUAACACAGUGAACAGUGAAUGGGACUUAAAGAAUACUAUUGCCAUCCUUUCUUUUUUUCUUCUUUUUUUCUUCAGGACUGGCGUGUAUCACUCAAUGUUUGACUGUGUGACAUUUCAACUUCUGUCUGAUUUCUCAUUAGGUCCUUUCUUAUUUCACUGCUUUCUUUAUAACUCUGAAUUUAGGAUAUUUUUUUCUUUUUCUAUUCUUCUAAUAUCAGGAUGAUUAACAUGGUGACUGAAGACUUGCUUUUCCCUUUUUUUCUCACAAAAGUUGAGCAAAUACAAAAUGGUGGAUGUAAACUACUUGAUAAUUUUGCAGUUUACUCUUUUGCUGCUGAACAAACAAACAACUACUCCUGAUAAUUACUCUAGUCUGGCCUCAUCAGAUAUGUUUGGCAUUAUAAUGUUGCUUUAGAAGUAUAAUACUGUACCAUAUUAAUUCUUCAAUUUGUUAUCGAGUCAAACUGGUUGUAAGCUCAGCAUUGUUGACGACCGACAAUUCUCUUUCUCCCAGUUCUUUUAGGAAGAAAUUUUAGUAGUGGUGGUCAUCAAUUUAUGUUGAAGAUUUUAUGUUAACAGGAUAACAGUAGGCACUUUCACUGGUUAGUUGAUUUACAUUGACUUUGUUGCAGAAUUUAGUUUCAUGAAGACAAUUUGGAAGACACAUUAUGAGACAGCAGUUUAUUUCUGAAGGAAGAAUAAGCUAGUCAGUGUAUAGCAAAAAAAUCAUUGUUUUGAGUAAGACCAAAAUUGAUUGCCUACGUACACAAGACAAAUUGUCAUGUUCUGUAACAGAGGAAAGGCUAUGCCAACCUGAGUAUGGUAUUGUAUUCAACCAUUUAGUGUCUACUUUUAUCCAAUGAUUAUUAACUUUUCUAAUAUAUAUAUAAUCAAUUAAUUGAGGGAUAAUAAUAUGCAUUGCCAAGAAUUUGACACAAAAUACAUUUCAUACUUUUAUAAAAUGCUGGGCUUUAUCCCCAUUUUCCCAGGCAACCCAAGAAUGCCUGUGCGUAUCCAUAUACAAUAGGGGAUAAAACUCAUUCUAAAACAAAAGUGUUGGAGUGACAACCUGAUCUUCUCUCAACUCCACACCAGAAUCACACAAAUAUGAGGCUACAAAGCUCAUGUUAGUUUAAUUUGCCUGGACACUGAUCACCGGUGAAAAGUGUGCACUUUGCUGUCUUUAUUAUUUUUUUCCCCCUCUUUUUUUUUAAUGUGAGACAGGAAAGGCAAUUCUGAGCUUUGUGGAGAUGCUGUCUUUUCACAAAAGAACUAUGAAGAAAAGAAGAAAUUUUUCAAAAAAGAAGACAAGCCUCAACCCAAAUCAAAGAGAUGGUUAAGAAUUGCCGAGCUUGUCUGGAAGUACUUUAUUGCUAAUCCUACAACACUGUGGAAAAAUAUAUAUAUCUCGGCAAUUAAAUCAUGCAAGGUUCUUCCGUUAUAUUGAGUGAAUUAUCAAAAAUUACAGACUUUCAUAAUGGAUAUGCCUUAAGAAAUACAAAUCACAUUUUUGUAUAUGAAAGAUUAAUCAUAUUUUUGUAUGAAAUUUUGGAAAAUAAUAAAAGUUUCUGCUGCUCAUGUACUGAUACACAAUGGAGCUUCUCAGUUGUGCAUAUGUGUGUUGUGAUGAGGGAAGGUGAUCCUUAAGGAGAUGCUACAAAAGGUUCAUGAUCGCUCGUCAAAUCACAUAAAAAUCUUUGGGAAUUUGAAAGUGAACACAAAAGGUAAUGGUAAUUGAGUACAUUACUUGUGAUAUAUUUUAUAUGAGUGUAAUGAUAUGUACACUGCUAACAAAAUAAUUAAGUUUAUAUUUCGGUGUCUCUUUCAAGUACC